AUGUUAGCAAUAAAAUUAAAUAAUAAUGGUAGAGAGCAAACUAAUUUAUUGAUAAACAUUUAAAUAAAUCUGAUAAAUAUUUAUCUUUUGCUAAAUUCUUUUUAAUGUAUUUUUAAUAUAGAUAAAAUUUAGGUAUUGCCUUAAUUGAAAACAAUGAACCAGAAAAAGCUAUUAUAAAACGAGAUGAAGCAAAAAAAAUGCAUGGAAAUUUAUAUAAGGAACUAUCGGAUAAUGCAGAUAAGGCACUUAAAAAAUAUGAAAAAAAAUAUAUUUAUGCAUAUCAUAGGUUAUGCAUUUAAGUUGCAAUUUAAUUCGAACUUUAUAUUAUGAAAAUAAAUAUGAUUAGGCAAUUGAAUAAUUUUUAAUAGUUUAAUAGUUUGAAUACAAUUCCUAGACAUUUCCAUGCCUUUUAUCGAAAAAGUAUUAAUAAAUUUUCAAAUUAGGCUAUGCUUUAUAGGAUAAGAAUUAACAUAAUUUUGCUAUUGGAUGUAUCGAAUAUUCUCUUGAAUUUGGUGUAGAAUAUUUAAUUGGUUAUUUUAUAGAUGUAAUUUAUAAUAAAAAAUAUAAGAUUAAAAUAAUAAGGAAAACUUAAUUUACUUAUUGCUGA
Molecule: messenger RNA, 607 nt
Organism: Paramecium pentaurelia
Lineage: Eukaryota; Ciliophora; Oligohymenophorea; Peniculida; Parameciidae
Source: the annotation of a GenBank genome assembly